UAAUAUUUAGAUUCAUUAUAGUCGAGUUUUUAGGGAUGGAUUAGCAAUAAAACAAGCCUUGUAUGCUUGCUUAGAGAGAUUGGUUGCUAGUUGUGAGGAAAAAUCUAAAAUUGAUCUACAACUUGAAGAGUUUAAGAAUGAAAGAGGCAUUUUGGUAUUCUAAUUGUAGUGAUAGGUAAGGAUGAAAAGGCACCUGAUGAGUGGUGCGAUUUUUUUUUUAAGAUGAAACCCCUGAGUUGAAAAAAUUUGCCAUUUGUAUUCUUAGCUUGACAUGUAGCUCUUUGGGAUGUUAGCCUAAUUGGAGUGCUUUUGAAAUGGUGCAUACAAAAAGGAGAAACCGUUUGCACCAAAAGACAAUAAAUGAUUUGGUUUCUGUUAUGUAUAACUUAAAAUUAAGAGAAAAGAAGGCACAAAGGAAUUAGAAUAUGGAAUUUGAAGAUCUUCCGUCUGAUGAUAAAUGAUUAGUUGAAAAUGAUGCUAAGCAAUCUAUUGAAGAUGAAACGGAAAAAGUUUAUAGUGGCGGCCAACUAUAGAAAGAGAUUAAGAAUAAUAGCAAUGAAAAUUCAACUGAUUCAGGGUUUUUUUGAUCAUUUGUUAUAGUUAUCGAAUUGAGUUUAUGCUUAUUUUCUUAAAACUUGAUAAUCAUAUGUUAAAUUGAGUCUGACCAUUUCAACCUUCCAUUUUUCUUAUCAUAUCAUAUAUAUAACGUAGAAGUAAGAUGCAAAUAUGGAUCGUUUGUUCUACAUCUAAAUAAUAUGCAUCAAUAAUGUUAUGUAUAAGUUACUUAUCAUAUUACCAUUAUCAAUUUUGGUUAUUUUUAACAAGCAGGGAUGUUACAAGGUAUGAAGUUCCAAGCUGCCGAGAUUUUGAAAAGAAUGCAGAUAAUCAUAAUAAUAUUAUUAACUAAUUUUGAUUUAGUAUAUUACAUUUUGUAUAAGCUACCAAGUUCGGACAAUGGAUAUGGUCAUGGUCUUGGACUCUUGGUCUCCUUUUGUUUAUUAGAUUGUUGUGAUGACUCGAUGGUUAUGAGUUUGAAAAAAUGUCCUCAGAAGGAGCAGAAAGUGUAGUUGGGAGUGAGGUGAUGCCUUUGGACUAUGGGAGCAUGGACGCAGAGAGUAGUCCAUCUCCAACUAGUUCGGAGAAAACGGUAGAGGGGGUGAGAGGAGAUGAGGGGGUGGAGGUUGGGGAGAGAGAGGUGGUAGAGGUGGGGAGGGAUGAGGUGGUAGGGGUUAGGGUAGAUAGCAUACCUAUCACUGUAGUAGAAGUAGAGGGUAGAGGAGAGAGGAAUUACGAUGUGAAUGCAGAAAUAGUGGAGGAGGUGAAGCAGUACAGAUCUGGGCUAAGGACCAGGGAUAGCCUGGGUCACUUAGUAGAAAAUUACGAAAUCUCGUCUCGAGUGUUAGUUAGGCCAGCUGGGGUAGAGGAGAGGGCGUGCUCUGCUCCUCGAGAUCACUGGAUGCCUGUGUAUUCCCACUAUUUGAUAGCGGGACUCAGGUUUCCACUUCUUGAGUUGCUAAUAGGUUUACUAUUAGAUUACAACAUGGGGUUGACACAGUUGGUUCCCAACGCAAUGAGGGCAAUAAUAGGUUUUUUAGUUUAUUGCCGAGCUCAGGGGAUUAGUGUGCCAACUGUAAAUAUGUUUAAGUACUUUUUUGUUUUAAAGGGGGGAAGUAGGAGGGAUAAGGGGUGGUAUUAUUUCACCCCCAGGGUAGCUAAGAAGGAAAGUAGGAUUUUAUUCACUGCAGGUCCUUCAUCCAUUAAGGGAUGGAAGGAAAAAUUCUUUUUUGUGGAUGAUACGGAGUGGGGGAAGGGGGAUACCGAGGUGAGGGAGUUAGCCUCCUGGAAGGCCAAAAGGGCCAACCAGAAUAGGUUUAGCUUAAAUGAAGAUGAGGAGGAAGAAGUGAGGAAAUUGGUGAGGAAGGGGGGAGAUGUGUUGAAUAUCAUGGACCUCACCAGCGCAGCAUGCAUAGAAGCUACUGAGCUCUAUGGGCCAAGCGCUCUGAGUGAAGCUGAAAUGGACCAGUUUUUAAAUAUUGCUGGAGGAGUGCCCAUCCCCAAGAAGCCAAUGAAGAAGUCAAAGACUUCGACCAAGCAAGUGGAUGAGGGGAGGGCUAGGAAGGAGAUGGUGCCUUUGGCUUCAGCUGAGACGGAGGAGGAGGUGCCGCCGCUGAAGAGGAAGGGUUGGGAAGAGAGGAGGGCAUUACAGUUAGAGGAGGGGGCUGAGGUACGAGCUCCUGGUAAAGGGAAUGGGCCUAUUCCCCCACUGGGGCCUCAGAGCAGCAUGUUCGAGGCGAAGAACAUAACGGGGGACAGGUGGUUCAUCAACAACACCUUCCCCGAGGUGGACCAAAGCAACGCGCGACAAGAAGCUCUGAGGUAUGGUGGAGCGUCUGUUGUGAAGCACGUUCUAGAGCGCGAGCUGGGUGAAUGGUCUAGUCCAGGAAUUCAGGGAAAGCCUGAAGGAUCGCGCACUCUUGCAGAGGCAGCGAGACCAACUUUGGAGCUGGAGAGGUCUUCCCUGAGCACCACGCUCGGCUUUGAAGAGAGCAAACGAAAGAUCUCUGAAAGCGAGCGUGAGGCUCAGGCGCAAGAACUAAAGCUGACGAAGGAGGCUUUCUUGGAGCUGAAGGGGAAUGUGCAGACCUUGGUGCACAAUGGGAUGAAGGAGCACAUCAGCAACUUCAUCAGCUCCAGCUCGUUUGACAACAUCGUCAACUUAUACUGGCUGCCGACUGUCAUCAUUGCAUUCACGGAUUGCAGGAAGAAGGUGAAGGCAGAAUAUCCCGAAGUGGAUAUUACGAAGAUCACCUUCGUAGAGCAAGAAGAAGGGGUGGAGGAAGAUGGUGAAAGCAUGCCAGCAGACUUCCGUCCUCAGAUCAAACUGAGGUGGGAGGAUGAUGCAAACGAGCGUGCUGUUUUCCCUCCACAGUUCGACUUCGAGUUCGUGGCAGUGGAGGAAGAAGGGGCAGAGGUAGAGGAAGAUGAGAUGGAGGCAGGAGUGGAGGGAGCUGAAGUGGAUGAGAGCCAACCAGUUCCAGAAGUAGAGAUUCAUCCAGUUCCUUCUGACGAUGAGCAGCCUCCUCUGCCAGAUGAGGAGCAGCCAACACAGCCACCUCCUCCAACUGAGUAGGAGCCAAUGCAGUCACCUCUCUAGCAGAGAACUUUUGUUUUUUAAGUUUUGUAAAACAUUGAAACAAUUUGUAAUUCUUCCUUGAAUGAAAAUUCAUUUUUAAA
Rubroshorea leprosula is the source of this 3234-nucleotide messenger RNA. The record is from the annotation of a GenBank genome assembly. NCBI's taxonomy places the organism in Eukaryota, Viridiplantae, Streptophyta, Magnoliopsida, Malvales, Dipterocarpaceae.